AUGGUCAGUUCAUCCUUUUCUUUUUUCUUCUCUUCAUCCUCAACUUAUCAUCGUUUGAUUACUAUUAUAUGUAUUUUACUUUUAAAUCCAUUACCAUUUAUUUACGGUGUGCCAACAGAAAAAAUUGAUAAUAAUGCUAAAUUACGACGUCAAAAACGACAUGUCAACUUCAAUAAUGAUGAUAUAUUGUUUAAUAAAGAGAAUUUUAUGCCUAAACAAGAAAUUAUUUUUGAAGGACUAUUAGGUUGCAAAUAUGAUUCAAACGUAUGCAAUCAAUAUGAAACUUGUUUAGAUGAUGCACUUUUUGGCCAAUGUUGGAAUGGUGAAAGAUCAGUGGAAAAUAGUCUUGAUGGGCUUACGAAAAAUAAAUUAUCGAUAUUGGAAAAUACAGUAGAAUUUUUAAAUCGUUAUCAUCUUGAUUGGAAAGAUUUUAUGACACAAUGUAUUCUAUCACAUAUAUUAUUUGCUCAACAAAAUCAUAAUAGUUUACAAUUAUUUUAUCAAGAUUGUUUAAAUAAAAAUGAAUUUUUAAAUAAUAUUGCAGAAAAACAAGAAGAUGUCGAUAUUAAUCAUCGUCAAAUUGAUGACGAUUAUAUGGUAGAUUCGCAGGAAUUAUAUCCAUGGCCAAUAAAAUCAAAAAGUUUGUUUUUUGAUCUUGAUAGAUCACCUGAUACAUUGUUACCAAUGAGUACGAAAGAACAAUCUGAAUUAACAUCAUUUAUCGAAGCAACAUCCCAUCAAAAGAUUCCUAUUGAUAAUGACGAUUUUGUAUCUAUAGAAAGACCAACAAAAAUCAUUGCAAAAGAAUCGAGCAUGAAAGAACCAAAUAAAAUGUCUAUGCAAAUGAACGAAGGUUAUCCAAGUUUAGUCGAAACAUUACAAAUUAAUAACAAUAAACAAAUAAUACCGAAAUUAAGUCAAGAAGCAAUGAUGAAUAAAAAUCUGGCAAAUAACAAUAUGUUAUUCAAGGGUACUGGUGUUCAUCGUUAUUUGACAGCUGAAACAACUAGCGGCUAUAUUGUAAUCAAUCGAGACUUUAAGGAUCAAAUAGAAGGAGCUCGAUUAUUGGCACUUAUUGCGCAAAUGAAUUAUUGGCCAGCAACAAUAUUUACUGGAUUGAAUGCGUAUAAAAAUACAUUUACAUUUCAUGUUUUGAAUAAUGCUUAUCGAGUUAAUGCAAGCAAUGUUGUUAAUGCCAUUCAAUAUAAUCAACAUAUUAUUGAAAAUCAAUUAGGUAUUCAUAUAAUCAAUUCCGGUAUUGGUAAUAUAAAUCAAAGUGCUCAAUUAUCAGUUGAACGACAAAAUGGUUCACGUUUACCAAUUCUUAUAUUGGCUACCUGUAUUUUGGCUAUUUUUAUUAUAUGUUCAUUUACAUUAUUCUAUUUUAUUAAACGAAACAGUCAUAUUCGAGAUAAAUUUGUUGAAAUAACUCGAAUUAAAGGUUUAUCAACGAAUGAUUAUCAGGAUUUAUGUCGACGACGAAUGCAAACACAAUCAAAAGAUCAGAAAUCAUCAGAAACUCAUCAAGUAGCAUCAAGCAAUAGUCGUAUCAAACAUAAUAGUGAACGUUCAUCAUCACAAAGUUCUACAUCAUCAUGGAGCGAAGAACCUGUAACUCCGAUAAAUAUGGAUAUUAUGACUGGACAUUUAAUUUUGUCUUAUAUGGAAGAUCAUCUACGUGAUCGACAUCGUCUAGAAGCUGAAUGGCAAUCACUAUGUACUGAUGAAGCAAAUGAAGAACAAGCAUCAUGUUCUGUUGCACUUUCUGAAACGAAUUAUAAAAAGAAUCGUUAUAUUGAUCGUAUACCAUAUGAUCAUACUCGUGUUCGACUUGAAAAUAAUGAUGCCGACGAUGAUGAUUAUAUAAAUGCAAGUACAAUUGUUGAUUCUGAUCCAAAAUGCAAAUAUAUAGCUACACAAGGUCCCAUACCAAAUACAACAAAUGCAUUUUGGCAAAUGGUUUGGGAACAAGGAUCAUGUGUUAUUGUAGCAUUGGCUAGACCAAUUGAAAAUGGUAUUACAAUGUGUCAUCAUUAUUGGCCAGUUGAAGGUUCUGCACGAUUCAAUGAUUAUGAAGUAAAUCUUGUUUCGGAACAUAUUUGGUCGGAUGAUUAUGUUGUUCGAAGUUUUUAUUUAAAAAAUCUUCAAACAAUGGAAACACGUACUGUAACACAAUUUCAUUAUUUAACAUGGGAUGAAUUGUGCAAUCCACCAUCAGCUAAAUCUUUACUUGAUUUUCGACGCAAAGUAAACAGAUGUUUUCGUGGUCAAUCAUCGCCUAUUAUUGUUCAUUGCAAUGAUGGUAUUGGACGUACUGGUACAUAUAUCUUACUUGAUAUAGUCUUGAAUCGUAUUUAUAAAGGAGCACGAGAAAUAAAUAUAGCUGCUACACUUGAACAUAUUCGUGAUCAACGACCUCAAAUGGUUAAAACAAAAGAUCAACUUCAAUUUGUAUUUGUUGCUGUGGCUGAAGAAGUAACUUAUUUAAUAAAAGCAAUACCACACUAA
This is a messenger RNA of Adineta steineri, 2508 nucleotides long. NCBI's taxonomy places the organism in Eukaryota, Metazoa, Rotifera, Eurotatoria, Adinetida, Adinetidae. The record is from the annotation of a GenBank genome assembly.